Molecule: messenger RNA, 1954 nt
Organism: Gadus chalcogrammus (walleye pollock)
Lineage: Eukaryota; Metazoa; Chordata; Actinopteri; Gadiformes; Gadidae
Product: splicing factor, proline- and glutamine-rich-like
Exons: 4
Coding region: 50-577 (175 amino acids)
Source: RefSeq, a predicted model, not a curated record
UCACAACGCGAACACACGCGAACAAAGAGGGAGAGAGGAAGUGAAUGCAAUGACACUGGAGGUGGACCUCGUGCUUUGUGCACUGCUGGCGGUGAUCUCUUCGCGGGGAGAAGCCUCAGUCGGUCAUCCAGCCUCCGUCGCCCCAACACUCUCCUCCACGCCCGACCAGCCCUCCUCCGCCUCCGCCUCCUCCACUCUACCAUCCAGUCCUCCAAACCAGACCUCCAUUGUCCAGCCCAGGACGCGGGCGGGGCCCCGGGGGGCCACACCGCCCCCCUCCUUCACCCCUCCCCAAUCUGCCUCCCCCGCACGCCGCCCUGCCGGCCCGCUCCACCCAGACCCUCCGGUGGAGCUCAACGUGGGCGACGAUGCCUUCCAGGGUCCGGGACCCAGCUCCCUCCUGGACCCUCUGCUGGCGGGGCUGGUGUCGGUGUGCGUGGCGACCGCCGCCGUCACCUCCGUGGUGCUCUGCCUCCGCUUCCGGCAGCAGGCCGGGCGCCCAGAGUUCCAGCGGCUGCAGGACGUGCCCAUGGAUGACCUGAUGGAGGACGCACCCCUCUCCAGUUACACAUAUUGACCCAAGCAUCCUAUUGGUCACUUCUCCCGACGACGGUAUGACGAAGCAUCCGAUGUGUCGCCUCUCCUUAAAGGACGGAAGUACCAGACAGUAAAGCCUGGCAAAGCCCUUGAGUAGACGGGAUGCCCAACGCGUGGAAUAGUUUCCGUCCCAGUCAACCACUUCGACAUUCCUUUGAGGAGAUUUCAUCUCCGCCCCCUGGCGGAGAUGCAGAGUGUUGCAUCAUUCCUUUGGAUGGAUACAUUUCUGCUGCAUAUCUAAGUCGGUAGAUAUAAUAUACGGUUGAUGAAGAAGAUAAAAUUAGUCCCACUAACAGAAUAUAAUUGGAUUAGUGUUCAGCAAAUAUGAGUCGCCUGCCGCUUCAAGAGUAUUAACAUGUUACAGCCAAUUGACCAAAGAUUACUGCUCCUUUGAACAAACUGCUUUUUUGAAACAGGCCUGGUUACACAGAGACCUGGGACUGUCCAGUUUAGUAACUACUAGUUUGUUUCAAAGGAACAGUUUACUAGAUCACCAAUUUGUAAUUAAUGUCCUUAAUUGAUUACAAAGCUCACUCCUUUUUUUUCAUCUCAUAUGGUUCAAAUUCAAACGGGUUCACCUUUACUUUAAUUGAUGGUUAAUUUAAUUAAAACACGUUUUCUCUAGACCUGCGUAUUGGUGGUGCAACUGAAUGAGGUAAACUGGUCAUUUGAAACUUACUAGUGGUUACCAAGGGACUUAAAUUAUUCUUAGGCAUAGCAGGUGUAAGCCAGUCCAGAUACAUAACUGGAUCCAUUGCGUUUAAUAUUGAUGUUGGACGAUGUUUAAGAAGCCUUGCAAUUGGCCAAUUGACCAGGGGAAUGUAAAUAUGCUUUUCAAUUCAUGGAAACAGGAUAGGCCCUAUUAAUAUUUAUGUUAUAUUCCACUAUUCAAUGUAUCCUGAAUGUGUUUGAUUUCUUAUUGUUUAUGACUUAUAGUUUAUGUGGGCAGAUAAAAGUAGUCGUGAAAUACAAACACAAAACUGGUUUAUUCUUAAUACCGCUGACUCAUAUGUAGGUUAAUUUUUAUUCAUACCAUAAAAGUGUACUUUUUGCAGUAUACUGAUAAAGACCAAGAUGUUCUAUGUUUAAAAUAAUUAGAAGCAUCUAGGGAUGUUUUCAAGUGUAAUGUAAGAUGAAAAGAUUUUCAGCCUAUAAUAAUUGUAACUAUUUCAAUAAUAAUUGUUUUACAUAUAUAUAUUUUUGUUGUUUUAUGUAUUGGAAUAUUUUGAAUAAAGGUUAGAUUUAAAGCCUAAAAUAGUCAAGUGCUAAAAAGGAAGUACCCCUUGCAGCGGAUAGUAAACGUUUAAACAUUAACAGAAGGUUUUUUUGAUGAUAAAUGAAUGACUUCGUACUUUGA